GAGGAAGAAGGGAAAAGAAAACUGGGGAAGGAAAUUUCACAAAACAAACAGAAGUUAGAUCUUGAAAAUGCCAAAUGCAAAGUAAAAUAAUAAAAAUAUAAAAAGGAAUCAUUUGCAUUCUUUAAGUCACCUAAGUAUACUCCCAUCUGCCACAAAUUGAAUUUACUUAUCUCUGGCUUCCCUCUAUCCUCUUAACCCAGUAGGACACCCUCUAUCUCCUACCUACAGUUAUCACCAAGAAGGGGCCCCCUCAUCUAACAGUUCACAGACUUGCUGUCAAGACCAGGACCUUUAAAGACCUAACUACACCAGUGAAUCUGAGGUCUGAAGCAGGCAGCUCCUGCCUUUUGAUCCAUACUGAAAGCUUGUGACCCACCUAUCCACCUGCUACCUCAAUCUUUGUCCAACUGAUCAUAAGUGUAACACACCCUAAAUCAGAAAAAUAUCUCCUCAUGCUCAUUUAUGAUCGAGAGCCUACCCGAUCCUGAGGGGAGAAUCUUGGGGCCCACUAAGUUCAUAAAGACCUUGUAGAAUAGACAGAUCUCAAAGAGGAAACAGAUAGCUUCAUCAGAGAUGUCAACUCCUCUGAAUAGAUACAUACUUAAUUGAAAUUGCACGAACUAUGUUAGGAGGCAUAGAUUUUUCUGGCGGUCUCAAAUCCCAUGGAAGAGCUCUUCCACUACCCCUGCUUAGGACAUGGAUGGCAUUAAUGGGAUUGGAAACAUAGAUUUCCCUCUAGGAGAUACAGACUUCACUAACCUUGAUGAGAGGGCUCAAUCCUCACUGAAGGAACAGACAACACUCGGGUGACAGAUCUCAUUUAGUGGAGACAAACUCACUCAUGGGAGUAGGAGAUCACGGAAACAAUGCUCCCUACAGAUCCCACUAAUAAGAUAAGAACCUCUCCUUGGGGAAGAUGGCAUUUUGCCUAUAGGCCUGAAGAGCAUCAUCAUCUCUUAUUCUCACCUCCAGGGCUCAGUUGUAACCCGCACUCUUUCCUAAGCCUUUCUCCUGCAGCUGUUCGCUAUCUACUGCUGCCUUCUGCUGUCUAUAAGUGGCACUGCAGCUCCUGGUGUCCGUAGUAAAUACUAGAACAGCUCAAGUCACAUUGAGCCUGGAGCUAGGGAUUGGGAAAGAAAGGAUUAUUGUGUAUCCACGGCGUCACCAGCCUUAUCUCUCUGCCUGUGGGCUGAACAGUAGACGUUUGAACUCGUAAUUUUCAUUCUUGAAGCUAGGGUAGCAGUUGCAAGAUGGGCUUGGCAGGCACCUUGAGUGCAGGCAUGUGUUCUCAUUCUUAAUAUUCCCUUUCUUUUUCUUCCUUCUCUUUCCUUUUUUUUCUCCUGAUGCUGGAGGUCAGACCUUCACACAGGCAAGCAUUCUACCAGAGAGCUACUUCCUAAGCCCCUGAUCUUACACCUUUAUUCUUUCCAUCCACCCUUCUGCUCUGCCACACCGUCAGGACUUCUAUUACCUUAGUUCCAGAACCACAUCAAGAGCUCUUAAAAUGCAGAAGACCAUUAAGGUUCCAAAGAUCGUGUCCUGGUCUACUGAAUUCGUUUCCUGGAGUGGAACCCAAGGGUUUGCUUCUAAAGAUCCUAAAGUUGGGGUAAGGGACCGUCUUCCAUGCUGACACAUCAGGGUGGUUCCAGGAGUUUGGGUUUAAAAGAGAAAUGUGGGAAAUGCCAGGACGCAUAAAAGGAUGUGAGAUUGAAAGAGGGGCUCAAGAGAAGACUGCAGAUGAAAAAGCAGUCGGGAUGGAGUAGGGGUUGGCGCUUUGAAAGGACUCUAGGAGGUAAGGUGAAGUCAAAGUCGUAAGUCUGGGGUGAGUAGUCUGAGCUGGGUGGGAGCGCUAGUCUGAGAUCAGAGGAAGAGAAUCUUGGUGCCAACAGAGAGGUUUGGGUCCAAGAAAGAGAGUGGUUCAGAAAAAAAAAGAUCUGGAGUCAAAGUGGAGUUUGCGACCAGAAGUCAGUCUGUGGUCCUAGUAGCAUAUGGGAUUUGAGCGGAACUCAGACUGGAAGAAGGAAAGACCAGGGAUUGCAUGAGGAGCCCAGAGUAGCAUCCUCUUCCCGGCCAACCUUCCACUGCCCUCCGGGCUCCCAUCCUCCUGCACCAGCGCGCAGCCUGCUAGCAGUAGUCUUUAAGCAGGCGGGGGCGAGUCAGACCAGGACACUGCUGAGGGUGGGGGCGCCCCCUCCCGGCUGUCCAGGAGCUCAGACCCCGCCCUCCGCCCUCGCACACCCCCCCCCUUCCACUGCCACUUCCGGCAGGCGCUGCGCUGCUGGGGGUUAGGGCGAGGAUGGCGGCAGAGAACGAGGCUAGCCAGGAGAGUGCCCUAGGCGCCUACUCACCGGUGGACUACAUGAGCAUCACCAGCUUCCCGCGGCUGCCCGAGGACGAGCCAGCGCCUGCGGCUCCACUGAGGGGCCGCAAGGACGAGGACGCCUUCCUGGGAGACCCGGAUACCGACCCGGACUCCUUCCUGAAGUCCGCCCGGCUACAGCGGCUGCCUUCGUCCUCCUCCGAGAUGGGCAGCCAGGACGGGUCACCACUACGGGAGACACGCAAGGACCCAUUCUCAGCUGCAGCGGCCGAGUGUUCCUGCCGCCAGGACGGGCUCACAGUCAUUGUCACCGCCUGCCUCACUUUUGCCACGGGUGUGACCGUGGCGCUGGUCAUGCAGAUCUACUUCGGGGACCCCCAGAUCUUCCAGCAGGGUGCUGUGGUGACGGAUGCCUCCCGUUGCACGGCGCUGGGCAUGGAGGUGCUCAGUAAACAAGGCUCUUCCGUGGAUGCAGCUGUGGCCGCAGCCUUGUGUCUGGGGAUCGUGGCUCCACACAGUUCUGGCCUGGGAGGUGGGGGUGUGAUGCUGGUACAUGAUAUCCGGCGGAACGAGAGCCACCUCAUUGAUUUCCGGGAGUCUGCACCAGGGGCCCUCAGGGAAGAGGCCCUGCAGAGGUCCUGGGAUACCAAGCCUGGGCUCUUGGUGGGGGUCCCCGGAAUGGUGAAAGGGCUACAUGAAGCUCAUCAGCUCUAUGGCAGGCUGCCCUGGUCCCAAGUCCUGGCCUUCGCAGCAGCUGUGGCCCAAGAUGGCUUCAACGUGACCCAUGAUCUAGCCCAUGCCUUGGCCGAGCAGCUGCCUCCCAACGCAUCCGAACGUUUCCUGGAGACUUUCCUGCCAUCGGGCCACCCACCUUUGCCUGGCUCCCUGCUGCGACGGCCUGAUCUAGCCGAAGUACUGGAUAUACUUGCCAUCUCUGGCCCUGCCGCCUUCUACAAUGGCGGCAACCUCACGUUAGAGAUGGUGGUCGAGGCUCAGCAUGCAGGGGGUGUCAUCACUGAAGAGGACUUUAGCAACUAUAGCGCCCUCAUGGAGAAGCCUGUGUGUGGAGUGUACCGAGGCCACCUGGUUCUCAGUCCCCCACCCCCACACACAGGCCCUGCCCUCAUCAGCGCUCUCAACAUCCUAGAGGGCUUCAACCUUACCAGCCUGGUGUCCCGUGAGCAGGCGCUUCACUGGGUAGCGGAGACCCUGAAGAUUGCAUUGGCCCUGGCUAGCAGACUGGGAGAUCCUGUCUAUGAUUCUACCAUCACCGAGAGCAUGGAUGACAUGCUCAGCAAGGUGGAGGCUGCCAACUUCCGGGGCCACAUCAGUGACUCUCAGGCAGCCCCUGCCCCACUCCUGCCUGUCUAUGAGCUGGAUGGGGCUCCCACAGCUGCCCAGGUGCUGAUCAUGGGCCCUGAUGACUUCAUUGUGGCCAUGGUCAGCUCCCUGAACCGGCCUUUUGGUAGUGGCCUCAUCACUCCCUCUGGGAUCCUACUCAACAGCCAGAUGCUGGACUUCUCCUGGCCCAACAGGACAGCUAACCAUUCUGCACCCAGCCUGGAGAACUCGGUACAGCCAGGGAAGCGGCCCCUCUCUUUCCUGCUGCCCACUGUAGUCCGACCGGCAGAGGGCCUCUGCGGGACCUACCUCGCUCUGGGGGCCAACGGAGCCGCCCGAGGCCUCAGUGGCCUGACCCAGGUUCUCCUGAAUGUCCUGACGUUGAACCGGAACCUGAGUGACAGCCUGGCCCGAGGACGCCUCCACCCGGACCUGCAGUCCAACCUCCUGCAGGUGGACAGUGAGUUCACCGAGGAAGAGAUUGAGUUCCUGGAAGCCAGGGGUCACCAUGUGGAGAAGGUAGAUGUCUUAUCCUGGGUCCACGGCAGUCGGAGAACCAACAACUUCAUCAUCGGUGUAAAGGACCCUCGAAGCCCAGAUGCAGCCGGAGCCACCAUCCUGUAGAGCAUUGGGGUGGGCGGGAUCUCUGCUCCCCGCCUUUGCAUGUUCCCAGAGUCCCUCUUUCUCCCAGGUUUGGUCUCAGGGGGACCCCACGGAUGCCUCAGAUCAGGGGCCAGAGGGGAUGCUUAGCAAACCCUAUCCCAGAGUAACUGGAAAAUUCUCCACCUGGAGGCUUUUGGUGGUAAUGGUGACGUCAGUGUCCACAACCAGGCAGGCAGGACCUUGAGGAGUCAGACUGUCUGUCUGUUUCUUCUCCUCUCACAGCCAUGCUGCCCUUGAGCUUAGGGAUGUGCUUGCAAACCCUUCUCAAGGGUCUCACAACCCCGACACCUUCAGACUGGUCUGACCUAGGCCUUGUCUUCCAGCUCCUGUACCUGGCCCCAUUUCUUAAGUGACUAGGAUUUUUUAAAAUAGGCCAUCAUAGGGAGAGGUCAUCGUCCCCUUCCACCAGGUUGAGGCAGGGGCCUUGCAUUUGAAGGUUCCAAGGCAGUCGGGUAAGGGGAGGGGUGGGUAUCAGCUCAGGGGCUUCCAUUUGCAAAAGGGAAUUAAAGAAAGAAUAUUGCUUAACCAUGACUCUGGCUUGAUCUCUGUCUAACUGAUGUGGUGAUUGCUUUCUCAUUGCUUUGAUAGAACACCUGACAAGUGUGUUCUAUCACAACUUAAGGCAGAAAGGAUUUCAUUUGGCUCUCAGUUUGAGGGAAUCUCAUCCCUCAGGCAGGGGCAGCAUGACGACACAACAGCUCUGAGCUAUGGCAGGGAAACUUGCUUACACCUGGGUAGACCAGAAAGCAGAGACAACACUGGAAUGAAGGGGCCAGUAAUUAAACCUCAAGCCUUAUUCUCCAGAGAUCCUCUUCCUCCA
This is a messenger RNA of Arvicola amphibius (Eurasian water vole), 5144 nucleotides long. RefSeq names its product gamma-glutamyltransferase 7 (gene Ggt7). Bases 2297 to 4285 code for a protein of 662 amino acids. Gene Ontology annotation, molecular function: glutathione gamma-glutamate hydrolase. The transcript has 15 exons. The record is from RefSeq and is a predicted model, not a curated record. Lineage: Eukaryota; Metazoa; Chordata; Mammalia; Rodentia; Cricetidae. Gene Ontology annotation, biological process: glutathione catabolic process. Gene Ontology annotation, cellular component: plasma membrane.